Molecule: messenger RNA, 1143 nt
Organism: Capronia coronata CBS 617.96
Lineage: Eukaryota; Fungi; Ascomycota; Eurotiomycetes; Chaetothyriales; Herpotrichiellaceae
Exons: 2
Coding region: 1-1143 (380 amino acids)
Biological process (GO): spliceosomal snRNP assembly
Source: RefSeq, a predicted model, not a curated record
AUGACUCACAAACGCCGUAACACCUCGUCGCCCGAGCCUGAUGAAUCUCCAGAUCCAAAACCAUCGAACCCGUCUGAGUUUCAAGACAGCUGGGAUGAUUCGGACCAGGAAACUCACCAAGAAGUCCCACGGGUCAAUGAGUACUCCGGGCAGGUUGCAGCAUUUCCCGGUCUUGCCAACGAUGGCGAUGAACUCUUCUACGGUCCAGCCUCGGAUGGGGUGGACUAUCUGCGUAUGGUCCGGUCCGAAGCCAAAAGUAUCCCGUACAUUUUGACGGUGCCGGCUACGCAAAAGCUCGAUGAUGGACGACAAGCCCAAGGGUCAUCAUUUCCGACCGAACAGGGUGGCUAUUUUUCUGGUGGCGCAUAUAUGGCAGCCGCCAGCUUACCUUCGACCAACAGUGAUGGCAUGUGUGCUGCACAAUUGCACUAUUACGAUUCGCUUCUCACCCAGUUCAGGCUGGUCCAAGCAACCAUGCGCUGUGUGCCUCCGUUGUCCGAGAUCCAAAGACUUGCUCCCUCGCAGUUCAUCUCUUUUCCCCAGGGUUCCCGACGAGCACGCACCCAGUGGCAGUCCCACAUCGUGUCGCACGACCCUAGUCCUGUGCAAAUAGCCUGCAUGGAACCCGUCACCGCCUUGGAACUGAUCAAACUACUCAAAAGCAGGCUGAACGUCUUCCUUCGACACAAUGACGAGACGGUCAUUAGACGGAUAGGUACUUGGACGUGGGCGGUAUUGGGAAAAUGUCCAGAUCAAGGCGAACUCAUGAGUGAGGACAUUGGAGAGAUCAGAGCGCUGGCUCAAAGUGCGGUCAAGAUGCACAUGAGGCGUGUCGGUGGACUAGAGGGCGUAUCAUCAGACGAGGAGAUGGAAACAGAGAUUGGCAGCGAAAAGGACAUGACUGAGACGCACAAUGUCUACCAGGGCGCAGAUGCUGUAGGCGGAGGAAACGGCUUGGUGGGUGAGGUCGAGGAUACAUCGAAAGAAAGGGAGGCAUUUCCGCUUGCCACUGUCCAGAGUCCAGACAGAGAGGCAUUGAUUGACAUGACACUGGACAUGAUAGUUACCGUUGUGGGUGAAGUAUACGGCCAGCGAGAUUUGCUGGACCUACGACCCAUAUGGCGUGGCGACGUGGAGAGAUGA